AUGGUCAACAGAAAUCUUACAAGGCAGUUGUUCGUGGACUACGAGUGCAGGUCGAGAGGGAAAACGCCUGCUGUGCAGCGGCAGAUUUUGAGAGAAUGGAAUGGCAAAACAGCUGCGCAGAAAGAUCGAUUAGUCAAGUGUCUGCGGCUUGUUCUUGACAGCGACACUGUCGCGGAAGUCCACCAGUUCCACGCGGAGCAGAAACGCCAGUUCGCCAAUAACCACACCAAUACCAAUCAGACUUACCAGGGGUAUUUCGACGCCCACUCCAAGGCAAUAGAAGCCCAAGAGCAGCAUUGUAGGGCCAUCGAUGAGGUGAUUGCUGCAAACGAGAGAUUGUACCUCGAACAAGGCUUACAGCACGGCGAUGCUCAAUCGCUUGCAUAUACAUUUCGGUCGAUAUACGGCGCGAAAUCGCUCGAGCGUCCCCGUGUCGGUCCAAAAAUCGAGCAGCUAGAGCAGCGCAUGGACCGAAUGCGUGUACCACGAGAUGCGGCAGGAAUCAGAAAAAUGCCGGUCAUUUGGCUAUCGAAGCACCGUUACGCUCGAAAAGUGAGGGAAAGAGUUGCCACUGCCACUAAUACUUCCGCCCUCGGGAUACAAACUCCUCACCAAGGCGGCACCUGGACCGCAUGGAGAUGUUUUCAAGGUGGAAUGGCCGUGACUAACCUGUGGAUCCAGUUCGAUGCGAACAAUACUGUCAUAGACAGCGCCGUACGUAAAGAUGCCUUUUACGACAAUGACUGGUUUGACGUGCGUUCCUGGGCUGGCCAGGUCAACAACGAGGGCAAUCGAGUGCCGCUCGAGCUUGCGUGUCACGGAGAGAUGGACAAGGUCACCAGCACAGUUGUUCAGCCGUACCGGCCUCUUGACGCCCAAGCAAUUCAGAACUUUGUCAGGAAAACAACGAGAAGCUAUCGCCUGUACACCGCUUACUGCGAACAUCAUGACUUGCACGAAAUCAUUCAGGAUUACAGCCAGCGCGGUCAGCCGAUCCCUGAGCCGUUCAUCUGGUCGGUCGCCGAGACGCUGAUGGAGUGUGCGUUGGUGAUGGAACGGGGCCACGCGAACGAGCGCUUUCGAGGGUCGGUCGCAAACUGGCAGGAGAUCGUCCAUCGGGAUCUCAAACCGGGCAACAUCUUCAUGACGGCUCCCAAUCCAUACCACUUCCCGGAAUACCCUCAAGCGAGAGUUGGCGACUGGGGCCUGGCGAUCCGCACUUCAAGAGACGACCCAAACAAUCCUCACUGGUAUCAAGGUCCAGGCACGCCAGGCUAUCGCGCACCCGAGCACGACGGGUUCGUGAGCGCGCAGACCCUCCGCCCUCUCGGCGGCAAGAUGCUCGCCUGCACAAACGUGUGGGGCAUCGGCAUCAUCCUCUACUGCCUCAUCACAACCCAAGUCGACCCCGACCAACCCGGCUGGCUCGGCGACCCCCAAGACGAGACGAUGUACUACCCUGCCAACAACGACAAGUACAAGUUCUACAGCCAGGAGCUCAUCGAAGUGCUCAUGGCGUGCCUGACGAUUGACGAAAGCGUACGCGCUGGCCCCGCGCAAUUGCUGAGACAGAUCCGUAAUACGUUGCUGAGACGUGGACAGAACACGCAUAUGGGCAUGAUGGAUGGGACGGCGAGUGAGGUGUUGCAGGCGAUUAAUGCGUUGACGUUCACGCCUGAUCAGUAUGCGCUGGGGAUGGUGCAGGCGAAUUUGCCGGCGCAGCAUACGUGA
Messenger RNA from Zasmidium cellare ATCC 36951, 1731 nucleotides. RefSeq lists its product as uncharacterized. Gene Ontology annotation, biological process: protein phosphorylation; chromosome segregation. The record is from RefSeq and is a predicted model, not a curated record. Bases 1 to 1731 code for a protein of 576 amino acids. Gene Ontology annotation, cellular component: cytoplasm; centrosome; nucleus. Gene Ontology annotation, molecular function: ATP binding; protein kinase activity. The transcript has 6 exons. NCBI's taxonomy places the organism in Eukaryota, Fungi, Ascomycota, Dothideomycetes, Mycosphaerellales, Mycosphaerellaceae.